Messenger RNA from Penicillium waksmanii, 1686 nucleotides. RefSeq lists its product as uncharacterized. Gene Ontology annotation, biological process: carbohydrate transport; transmembrane transport. The transcript is spliced from 2 exons. Gene Ontology annotation, cellular component: membrane. Gene Ontology annotation, molecular function: carbohydrate:proton symporter activity. The record is from RefSeq and is a predicted model, not a curated record. Lineage: Eukaryota; Fungi; Ascomycota; Eurotiomycetes; Eurotiales; Aspergillaceae.
UUGUUUCCGAAAAUGGCGACGACUCAUAUUAACAAUACGGCUACGUUCCCGAAACACCGAGACACCCUUUUGGAUGAAGCUCGUUGUGCCACCCACAGCGAACAUGAGCUCACCUUUCUGCGGGCUCUCCGGCUAUAUCCCAAGGCAGUCGCAUGGUCCAUGUUUCUGUCUCUAGCCAUCAUUAUGGAAGGCUACGACAUGAAGCUCGUGGGUGCCCUCUUUGCUCAACCUGCUUUCCAGAGAAAAUACGGCCAGCAGUUGCCGGAUGGCACGUAUGGAAUCAGCGCUGCUUGGCAAGCUGGCCUAUCCAAUGGUGCUUCGGUUGGGUCGCUCAUGGGCCUUCUCAUCAACGGUUAUCUGUCGGAACGAUUUGGAUUUCGCAAGACGAUGCUGGUCUCGUUGGCUUUCAUUACUGCUACAAUAUUCAUCCCCUUCUUUGCUCCAAGUAUCGAGGUAUUGCAAGUUGGCCAGGUUUUAAUGGGCAUUCCUUGGGGCAUCUUUCAGACCUUGACUACUUCAUACGCGGCCGAAGUGACUCCGACCCAUCUUCGUGCUUAUCUCACCACCUACGUGAACCUCUGCUGGGUAAAGCUCCCCCCUCCAAUUUUCUCUCUGUCGGUUGGUGAAGGAGGUUUUGGGCAGCUACUCUCCGCCGGUGUUCUGCGAGGAGUACUCACACGAUCUGACCAAUGGUCUUAUCGCAUCCCCUUUGCCCUGCAAUGGGUAUGGCCAAUUCCCUUGAUGAUCGGAAUAGUCUUCGCUCCUGAAUCGCCAUGGUGGCUUGUUCGCAAGAAUCGCUUGGAGGAAGCCAAAGCGGCUCUCCUCCGAUUAACAUCGCCCGGCCGUAUUGAGUUUGACGCCGACCAAGCCAUUACACUAAUGGUAGUGACGACAGAGAACGAGCGGGAAUCUGGGACAGGCACUCGCUAUAUCGAUUGCUUCCGCGGCGUGGAUCUACGCCGCACCUCGAUUUCCUGUUGCUGCUGGGGUAUUCAAAUCUUAUCCGGCACGGGUCUACGCAUCUACUCCACCUACUUCUACCAGCAAGCAGGACUCCCGACGGAGCAGGCCUUCACCAUGUCUAUCGUACAGUAUGCCCUCGGCAUCGUCGGCGUGUUUGUAGCCUGGAUUUCGCUACCACGGUUUGGCCGACGAACCAUUUACCUCUGGGGCUUAGCCAUUUUGGCAGUGGUCUUGCUGGUGAUUGGCGGUCUAGGUGUCGCCGAGUCUCGAUCCCCGCUCCGAGCGGACAGCAGCGGUAGCAGCCGGCUUGCCUGGUCCAUCGGAUCUAUGCUGAUUGUAUACACGUUCUUCUACGACGUCACGGUCGGCCCAGUCUGCUACUCACUUGUGGCGGAGAUCCCUUCCGUCCGUCUCCGCAGCAAGUCGAUCGUGCUUGCACGUAUGACAUAUAAUAUCCUUAAUAUUAUCAGCAACAUCAUCACGCCCUACAUGCUGAACCCGUCGGCAUGGAAUUGGGGUGCGAAAGCAGGCUUUUUCUAUGGUGGCACUUGUGUUUUAUCUUUGGUCUAUACCUAUUUCUGUAUUCCUGAACCCAGUGGUCGGACCUAUGCAGAGCUAAGCAUCCUGUUCCAGCGAAACGUCUCAGCUCGGAGUUUCGCCAAGACACAUGUCGAUCUAGCCGAGACGAGACCGUUGGAGAUGGAUUCUCCUAAGAACGACUGA